UAGCGAGUGGAAAAUCCACACUUGUAGAAUUUAAAUGUCAUUACAAGGCCCGAUAGAGCAUUGAGCCAAGUCCUCUUCUUUCUCCCGCGUCUAAAACCGUUGUUCUGAGAUUUAACAGUUUAGGGUUUAAGGUUUUUUUUUCUUAAUGUUUCAAGCUUGAAUCAGAAAGGAAAAAAGAACGAUGGAAGUGAAGAAAAGAAGUACCCCAAUUCUUCCAUGGAUGCGAAGCCCAGUUGACGUGAAUCAGUUUGAAGCUUGUGCUCUCAAUCUUGUCCCUUGUCUUGACCCCAGGUUGGAGGUGGCUUUAGACAAAAUGGGCUUCUCUUCACUCUUCCCAGUGCAAGUUGCUGUUUGGCAAGAGACAAUAGGGCCUGGGGCUUUCGAGCGAGAUCUCUGCAUAAAUUCACCAACAGGAAGUGGGAAGACUUUAGCGUACGCUUUGCCGAUCGUACAGAAGCUGUCUACUCGUUCUGUUAAAUGUCUACGGGCUUUGGUGGUCUUGCCUACACGCGACUUGGCCUUGCAGGUUAAGGAAGUUUUUGCAGCCAUUGCACCUGCAGUAGGUUUAUCUGUUGGUUUAGCGGUGGGUCAAUCUUCGAUUGCUGAUGAAAUAUCAGAGCUUAUAAAGAGACCUAAGCUUGAGGCAGGCAUAUGUUAUGACCCAGAAGAUGUAACAUGUGAAUUGCAAAGUUCAGUUGAUAUAUUAGUGGCAACCCCAGGGAGGCUUAUGGACCAUAUUAACUCUACAAAGGGAUUUACACUGGAGCAUCUCUGUUACCUUGUAGUUGAUGAAACAGAUCGACUGCUCAGAGAAGCAUAUCAGUCUUGGCUACCAACUGUACUUCAAUUUACUCAAUCUAAUGAAGAAAGCCUCUUUCCUCUUGCUAAUUCUUUUCUUUCAUCUACCUUUGGUUCCUUAAAAACCAUAAGGAGAUGUGGUGUGGAAAGGGGGUUCAAGGGUAAACCUCACCCUAGGCUUGUGAAGAUGGUUUUAUCUGCCACCUUAACCCAAGAUCCAAGCAAGCUUGCUCAGCUUAAUCUUCAUCACCCUUUGCUGAUGACAACAGGGAAAAGACGUUACCAGCUUCCUGAAAAAUUGGAAUCAUACAAACUCAUUUGUGAAUCGAACCUGAGGCCACUGUAUUUGGUUGCCCUUCUACAAGAAUUAGGAGAAGAGAAGUGUAUUGUUUUCACCUCAUCCACUGAGUCAACUCACCGCCUUUGUAUGUUGCUGAACCUUUUUGGUGAUUUAGGUAUAAAAAUAAAGGAGUAUUCAGGCCUUCAACAUCAGUCUCGAAGAAGCAAGACGUUGAAAUCAUUUCGAGAAGGAAAGGUGCAAGUACUUGUAUCCUCUGAUGCAAUGACUCGUGGAAUGGAUGUUCAAGGGGUGAGAAAUGUCAUUAAUUAUGACAUUCCUGCAUAUAUAAAGACCUAUAUUCAUCGAGCUGGUCGAACUGCUAGAGCAGGUCAAGCUGGGCGUUGCUUCACAUUGCUACAUAAAUACGAGGUGAAACGUUUCAAGAAGAUGUUGCAGAAAGCAGACAAUGAGUCGGUUCCUCAUUAUUCUGUUCCUUCUAGUUCAAUUGAGUCAUUGCGUGCUGCUUAUAACUCUGCCCUAGGAAAACUGAAAGAGACGGUUGAAUCAGAAGCGUCUCGCAAGAGAAAAUUUGGUUCCAAGUUUUCGAAAUUGAGCAGGACCAAGCCAACAGACCGUCGGAAGGGAUGAUCUAUUGUAACACAGGCAAAAAAAUCCCUGUCUUGAUAUGAAGACACAAAUAUAAUACUCUCAUGCUUGGGUGCAUAGAGGUGACGACCAAGUGGGUUGGAGCAGUUCAGAAGGUUGUUCACGGAUUUGGAUUAUUUUAAGCUUGGAUUGCCGCGCUUAGAAUUUUUUGGAUUUGGAUCUUUUUAGUUUUGGUUUUUUUUCUGAGAUUCAGAUUAUUUUUAAUUCGGAUCAAUUUAGGUCGGUUGCGCAUAAUCUGAUACAAAUAAUUUUGAAGUUUCAUAUCCAUAAAUAUUUUUUUUAUUUCAAUUGUAAUAAUUAAUUAUAUGUUUAUAUAAUGAUAAUACAAUUCAAAUUGUUUUGAAAA
Gossypium arboreum is the source of this 2090-nucleotide messenger RNA. Its product is annotated as DEAD-box ATP-dependent RNA helicase 1. Gene Ontology annotation, molecular function: ATP binding; nucleic acid binding. Gene Ontology annotation, cellular component: nucleus. The transcript has 9 exons. The record is from RefSeq and is a predicted model, not a curated record. Bases 182 to 1726 code for a protein of 514 amino acids. NCBI's taxonomy places the organism in Eukaryota, Viridiplantae, Streptophyta, Magnoliopsida, Malvales, Malvaceae.